This is a messenger RNA of Habropoda laboriosa, 1298 nucleotides long. It is a transcript of the gene Tgt, whose product is annotated as probable queuine tRNA-ribosyltransferase. The record is from RefSeq and is a predicted model, not a curated record. Gene Ontology annotation, cellular component: cytosol. Gene Ontology annotation, molecular function: tRNA-guanosine(34) queuine transglycosylase activity. Lineage: Eukaryota; Metazoa; Arthropoda; Insecta; Hymenoptera; Apidae. The coding region runs from base 37 to 1224 and encodes 395 amino acids. The transcript has 8 exons.
UUACCUUCUGUUAAAAAAACUAUUAAACUUUAAAGAAUGGCAACUAACAUAAAAUCACCAUUAUUUUUUGAAAUAUUUUAUGAAUGCCAAACAACAAAAGCAAGAACUGGAAGAAUAACUCUUAUUCAUCAUCAUGUAGAUACACCAGUAUUUAUGCCAGUAGGCACACAAGGCACUUUGAAAGGUUUACUACCUCAACAAUUAGAACAAUUGAAUUGUCAAAUUAUACUUGGAAAUACUUAUCAUCUUGGAACAAGACCUGGUCUUAAUGUUAUGCAAAAAGCUGGUGGAUUACACAAGUUUAUGAAUUGGAAAAGAGCUUUAUUAACUGAUUCUGGUGGUUUUCAAAUGGUAUCAUUAUUAGAACUUGCUAAAAUUAAAGAAGAAGGUGUUAAAUUUAAAUCACCAUAUAAUGGAUCAGAUUGCAUGUUGACACCUGAACAUUCUAUUCAGAUACAAAAUAUAAUAGGAGCAGAUAUAAUUAUGCAACUUGAUGAUGUAGUUAAGAGUACAUUAACAGGACCAAGAGUAGAAGAAGCUAUGUAUAGAACAACCAGAUGGUUAGAUAGAUGUUUGGUGGCUCAUCAGAGACCAAAUGAACAAAGUAUAUUCCCAAUUGUACAAGGAGGUCUUGAUUCUAAGCUUAGAUCAGAAUGUGCAAAUCAGUUAAUUAAACGUGAAGUCAAUGGUUAUGCUGUAGGUGGAUUAAGUGGUGGAGAAUCUAAAGAUGAGUUUUGGAGAAUGGUAUACCUCACUACAAAUAUCCUUCCAAAAAAUAAGCCACGUUAUUUAAUGGGCGUUGGAUUCGCUAUCGAUUUAGUUAUUUGUUCUGCUUUAGGAAUAGACAUGUUUGACUGCGUAUUUCCUACAAGAACAGCGAGAUUUGGCUGUGCGUUAGUACAUACAGGUCAACUCAACUUAAAACAAGCUCAGUAUCGUAAAGACAUGAGACCAAUAGAUGAUUCAUGUGAAUGUAGUACAUGCAAAACAUAUACCCGUGCUUAUCUUCAUCAUAUUGUGACAGUGGAAACAGUUGCAUGUCAUUUACUAUCUGUUCACAAUAUCGCAUUUCAAAUGAAACUAAUGAACGAUAUUAGACAAAGUAUUAGAGAACAAAGAUUUCCAAAAUUUAUACAACAAUACAUGUUAGAUAUAUAUCCAAACAAGGAAUAUCCACAAUGGAUUAUCAAUGCCUUGGAAACGGUUAAUGUUACAUUAUUAUAAGAAGGCAAAGACGAAGGUAUACAUGAGCUGAAGAAUAUUUAUCUACAUGAAACCACACAUCUUCUGGCCAGCCC